This is a messenger RNA of Boleophthalmus pectinirostris (great blue-spotted mudskipper), 1308 nucleotides long. It is a transcript of the gene rhno1, whose product is annotated as RAD9-HUS1-RAD1 interacting nuclear orphan 1. Gene Ontology annotation, cellular component: nucleus; chromosome. The transcript is spliced from 3 exons. Bases 218 to 1048 code for a protein of 276 amino acids. Lineage: Eukaryota; Metazoa; Chordata; Actinopteri; Gobiiformes; Gobiidae. The record is from RefSeq and is a predicted model, not a curated record. Gene Ontology annotation, biological process: recombinational repair; cellular response to ionizing radiation; DNA damage checkpoint signaling.
UGUCAGCAUUAGCCCUCCACCAAUCAGUUUUGGUGACAGUGCAUACCGGGAAAUGGAGAAUACUAAACAAAAGGGGAGAAAAGUAGACAAUCGGCACGACUAGAUAGUGAAUAAUAAUACCACGCUUUUUUGACAAAAGUCCGUAUGUUCGUUCCACAGCUUCAUCACGUUUGUUUUGACGGUGCAUUAUGUGAUUCUUCAGGCAUGCUUCGCGUUAAUGCCCCGAAAGAAAAUAAAGACGGACAAACAACCCCUGCGGUUCCUGGAGCGACCAGCAGGAGAAGCCAAAAUCCAACACGUACCUGAAGUGCGGGCUGCACUCAGUCCCAAAGAUUUUUUCGGAGAGGCACAAGAGUAUAACGGAUCAACUCUAAAUUCAUGGGUAAACCCACAGUUUGAUACGUCUUGUGCUGCACUUAAAACAAAAAAAAGAAGAAAAUGCCAGUCCUCCACAAGCAUAAGCAACUUCUCUCAGCUCGCCAGAAAAGGCAGUGUGUGCAGCAGCAGGUUCCCAACUUUAUUAUUUGAGAAAAGAGAACAACGCAAUCAAAAAGAAAAAAAGAAAGAUUCAGAUGACUGUUCUUCAGCUUCUAAUGACUCACGUCACCAAGAGUACUGCCAGAGUACAAAAACAGUGUGCAAUGCGCAAACAUUACAUCAACCUAAUAUUGUUAAAGCACACAAAGAUAAUGGUUUAAAGAAGAAGACCACUUUGAAUCAAAUCCAGUCUUUUAUUGCAAGUGAAAGUAUUUUACCUGAAAAUCCUUCAUCACAUCACUCCAAGGACUGUACCAAUGCUGAUAUUGCACCGGUGCUACUAAAUACAAUCACACCAAAGAUAACAGAGGAAUAUUGUGCCUACUCACAUCUACUUUGCUCUCCACCACCAUGUACUCCAUCAGGGAGCAGAAUUCUGGAUAUUUUGGUUCCUGACACGCCAGAAAGAGAUUAUGGGGUCAAGGUGACAUGGCGACGCAGGAGAAGAUUGAUGCUUUUGUUGAAAGAGAAAGGUCAUUUAUCGGACUCAGAUUCAAUGAUUCACAUCUGAUCAAGUUAUGGGGAAGCAUCACCUCUCUGUUUUGAUGUUGCGUAUAUACUUAAUUAAACGAUGUCAACAAAAAUUUAUGUAUUUUUUUAUACUAUUGGACUGCAUGCCUUGAAAUGCAAAAUAUAGACAUUUAAAAUAAUAAACAAAUCGGGUUAUGAAAAUGAAUAUCAUAAGAAAAAACGAAAAUAAUGCUGCUAUAUGUACAUAUUGUAAAACAAGAAAGAAAUUGCUCUAAUAAAUGCAUUCUGAUGAAAAUUUAU